Messenger RNA from Mirounga angustirostris (Northern elephant seal), 708 nucleotides. RefSeq names its product hsc70-interacting protein-like. Bases 1 to 708 code for a protein of 235 amino acids. The transcript has a single exon. Gene Ontology annotation, molecular function: Hsp70 protein binding. The record is from RefSeq and is a predicted model, not a curated record. NCBI's taxonomy places the organism in Eukaryota, Metazoa, Chordata, Mammalia, Carnivora, Phocidae.
AUGCGCUUCCUACGGGAGUGGAUGGAGAGCAUUGGGGGUAAAAUACCACCUACCGCUCAUAAAACUAAAUCAGAAGACACUAUCAAGGAGGAAAAAACAGAUAGUAAGAAGGCGGAGGAAAACAUAAAGACAGAUGAACCAUCAAGUGAGGAACGUGAUCUAGAAAUUGACAAUGAAAGUGUGAUUGAACCAGAUAUUGAUGCCCCUCAAGAAAUGGGAGAUGAAAAUGUAGAGAUAACCAAGGAAAUGAUGGAUCAGGCAAAUGAUAAAAAAGUGGCUGUCAUUGAUGCCCUAAAUGAUGGUGAACUAAAAAGCCCCCUUGACUUGUUCACAGAUGCCAUCAAACUGAAUCCUCGCUUGGCCAGUCUGUCUGCCGAGAGAGCCCGUGUCUUCAUCAAAUUACAGAAGCCAAAUGCUGCCAUUCGAGACUGUGACAGAACUAUUGAAAUAAAUCCUGAUUCAGCUCAGCCUUAUAAGUGGCGAGGGAAAGCACACAGACUUCUGGGCCGUUGGGAAGAAGCGGCGCAUGAUCUUGCCCUUGCUUGUAAACUGGAUUACGAUGAAGAUGCUAGUGCAGUGCUGAAAGAAGUUCAACCGAGGGCCCAGAAAAUUGCUGAACAUCAGAGAAAGUAUGAGCGAAAACGUGAAGAGCGAGAGAUCAAAGAAAGACUAGAAAGGGUUGGGCGCCUGGGUGGCUCAGUCGGUUAA